UUUAUUUAUUGAUGUAUUAUAAUUUUAUUUUUUAAUUUUUUAAUAUUAAAAUGGUAUCAUAUGAAUAAAAAGUUUAACACAUCUAAUAAGUAGUAAAAAAAUAUUUAAAAUAAAAUUAAUAAAAUAUAUUUUUAUUGUAAAAUAAAUAAAAUAUAUUUGUUAUUAAAUAUAUAUAUAUACUUAUUUAUUUGAAAUAAAAAAUGAAUAGAAAAAUAAUAUAUUUGAUGUAGAGUAAAAUGUAGAAAUAAGGGAUGAAAAUGAAUGUUCAACUCUACUCUAGAGUAUUAGAGAUAAGAGCUGGAGAUGGCCUCAGAAAAUCUCCCCGAAAUCCGCCAAUCUAAAGAAAGUCUUUGAUGUGUUUUAUUUUCUUUUCUAGUUUUGUGGAUUUUUAUUUAUUUUAUUUUUAAUUUUUAUCAAUGAAGCUCUACCGGUAACCAAACGCACCAUGAGAAAAACAAAAAGGUGAGAAAACAACACAAACAAAAGAAGAAAAAGAAUGUCAGCGCUUUCUGUUAUUCCCACAACUGUAGCUACUUUUAGUUUAUCCCAAUCAAGAAAGCUUCACAAACCCAGUAAAAAUUUCGCCAAAAGAUUAGAUUCACGGCUAGAAUUUCAGAAACCCAGUAAAAAUUCCGCUAAAAGAUUAGAUUUUCGUGUGGAUUUUCUGAAACCCAGUAAAAAUUUUGCCAAAAGAUUAGAUUCUCGAGUUGAUUUUAACUGCAGAGACUCUGUAUCUUGGGCUCGUGGGACCAAAAUACAGAAUAUUAUGAUAUAUGAUCGGGCUAGUACGAACGAUGAGAGUAUUGAGGUUUUUGAGCAGGAAGCUUUUGUGGAUGGGUCUUCGAAACUCGGAGCUGGUCGACUCGAAGCUACUCUCAAUAGCUUGAGCAAGUGGCUCGUCUCAGCACUUUUUGCCGCAAUUGUUCUGUGGAAGCAUGAUCCCGAAGUAUUAUGGGCAGCUAUGGGUGCUAUUCUCAAUGCUCAACUCUCGGUGGUACUUAAGAAGUUACUAAACCAAGAAAGGCCUAUUUCUACAUUGAGAUCAGACCCAGGAAUGCCUUCAUCUCAUGCACAAGCCAUCUUCUACACAGUCUUAUUUCUCAAUUUGGCAAUGGUAGAGUGGUAUGGGAUGAAUGUGCUGACAGCCACUCUAGGGGGAUUUCUCGUCAUACUCGGUUCUUAUUUUCCAUUGAACAUUGUAAAAGUUCACAUAAACUCGCUAGUUAACAUUCUGCUAUCACAAAAUGCUUUAUGCAUUAUUGACGAGUAUCGUCAUGGCUUCGAGUUUCCCAACAACUUCAUACGGCUAUGCAGUUGGGUCUUGUGUUGGUUUUCUGGUGCACGUUAUUCGUACGUGGAUGGUGGAGGAAAGGUGAUCCCAUCUGAUCGUAAUAAUGUGGCCGUGAGUGGACCUUAA
Striga asiatica is the source of this 1417-nucleotide messenger RNA. The record is from the annotation of a GenBank genome assembly. Lineage: Eukaryota; Viridiplantae; Streptophyta; Magnoliopsida; Lamiales; Orobanchaceae.